Molecule: messenger RNA, 461 nt
Organism: Symbiodinium necroappetens
Lineage: Eukaryota; Dinophyceae; Suessiales; Symbiodiniaceae
Source: the annotation of a GenBank genome assembly
AUGCAGGAUUUAAAUCAUCAGCAGUAUCUUCUGAGGAGAGGAAACCUCACACAGGCAACGCAGGAGGCAAUUGCCAUUUACUCGCACGAUCUGGCAGCGAGUUAUCUUGGAAAUGCUACCCGAUUCUCUUCAAGCCUGCGGAAGGUGCACUCUUCUCAUACGUUUUCAGUUGGUAACUUCCAGACGAACACAGCUGUGCAAAAUCAUCAGAUUUUGCACCCAGACAUACCACGGAACAGCUCUGUACUGUCCGUCUACGUGGGGCAUGAUGCCAGCAUAGCCUUGAGCCACUCUGGUCGGAUUCUGUGCGUGCUGGAGCUGGAGCGCCUCUACAAGAUUCGCUACUUCGGCCCAUUGCAAAAGGACUACCACGGUUUGGGCUUCCGAAGUAGUAUGCAAUUUGCUCUGAGACGCUUUAGCGAGCAAUGUCAGGCUGGCGAGGAACAAGCCAGGCCAAUGCA